Guillardia theta CCMP2712 is the source of this 624-nucleotide messenger RNA. RefSeq lists its product as hypothetical. Gene Ontology annotation, molecular function: DNA-binding transcription factor activity. The coding region runs from base 1 to 624 and encodes 207 amino acids. Lineage: Eukaryota; Cryptophyceae; Pyrenomonadales; Geminigeraceae. The transcript has a single exon. The record is from RefSeq and is a predicted model, not a curated record.
AUGGCUGAGUAUGCUCACCAAAUCUCACCCUUUGAUGCAAAUCAAGCAUCGGCACAGUAUCGCAAUGAUUCUGCACAGCACACCGCUACUCCAGAAUCAGUGACCGUCAUUCCUAGGACUAGAGUAGGGGCCCCCAUUCCAGCCCCUAUAGAAGUGACACUCAAUCUCGACACUAUUCGACCUCUCUUCACCAUGAAACAAGAAGAUGCCGCUAAACAGCUUCGGAUCUCAGUCACAAGCCUCAAGGCUGUCUGCAGACAACUCGGCAUUGCUCGAUGGCCAUACACGCGGGGGCCAAAGGCGACCACCACCCGGGAGGAGAACAAGACGCAUCCUCCUGCCACAAGAAGUGUAACCAGCGACACGACAGCAGACCUGGAGAUGUUUUCAGAAGACAAUGACAACAGCGAUGGGCAGGAGACGUCUGGGCAACAGUUUGAGGGUUCAAACCAACGAAAAGAAUCUGAAGGAUCGGGGGACAGCCUGCUGGAUGAAAUCGAGGGGAGCCGAACCGAAGUCAUGGAUCAAGUAUGGAUAGAAUGGUACAUGUCAGGAACUGAUGCUGACUGCGAAGAAAUAGAACAGUCCAGCUCAUCUGGGAUCGUUGCAACACAGUAUCCUUGA